This is a messenger RNA of Mercenaria mercenaria, 900 nucleotides long. RefSeq names its product sodium-dependent multivitamin transporter-like. The record is from RefSeq and is a predicted model, not a curated record. The transcript is spliced from 3 exons. Gene Ontology annotation, molecular function: symporter activity. The coding region runs from base 1 to 900 and encodes 299 amino acids. Gene Ontology annotation, cellular component: membrane. Gene Ontology annotation, biological process: transmembrane transport; sodium ion transport. NCBI's taxonomy places the organism in Eukaryota, Metazoa, Mollusca, Bivalvia, Venerida, Veneridae.
AUGAAUGAAGAAUUUGUAAUUGGGAGGAGUUUCGGAACGGCUGAUUAUAUAGUGUUUGGAGCUCUUAUAGCAAUUUCUAUAGCAAUAGGAAUAUUUUUCGCCAUCAAGGAUAAAAGACACAAUACAUCAGUAAACUACUUUCUUGGGGACAGAAAACUGAAGUCGUUUCCCCUUGGUUUAUCUUUCGUGGCGACAUUUCUAUCAUCAAUUACGAUGUUAGGCUCUCCGGCUGAAGUCUAUGUGUAUGGACUGCAAUACGCUAUGCAAAUAAUAGGGAUUAUGGGAUCACUUUAUCUGGCAUCUGCAAUUGUAGUGCCGUUAUUACAUCCGUUGAAAUUAACAAGUGUGUAUGAAUACUAUCAGCUACGCUAUGGCACAAAAUCUGUCAGAUGUCUUGGCGUGGUAUUAGGUGUUUCCUACUACACACUAUACAUGGGUAUAGUUCUAUUCGGAACUGCUUUAGCGCUUCAGUCCACCACUGCAUUACCAAUUUGGAUAUCAGUUGUUACAUUUGCUGCAGCUGCGACUUUAUACACGUCUAUAGGAGGGAUAAAAGCCGUCAUAUGGACCGACGUGUUUCAGUCAUUUGUCAUGCUCGGUGGAAUAUUAGCAGCAUUAAUUGCAUUUGUUCUGUCUAACGUUAAAGGUCCUUUAGGUGAAAUAUUUGCUGGUUUUACAGGAGCUGUAGCGGGACCACAAACAGGAAUGUUUCUUGUUUCUGUAUUCUUUCGUCGAAGCCGGCCAAAAGCCGUUUUCUUUGCCACAUGUGUGAGCCGGUGGUCUUUUGGUAACACGCUUGCCUGUCAAUCCAGAGGUCCAGAUCCAGGCAUUGGAAAUUUCGGAGAUGCUCUUGAGUGUCUCCCACCUAACAUAAAGGCAUGUACGGAUUCUUCACCGUAA